Molecule: messenger RNA, 2784 nt
Organism: Anarrhichthys ocellatus (wolf-eel)
Lineage: Eukaryota; Metazoa; Chordata; Actinopteri; Perciformes; Anarhichadidae
Product: DDB1- and CUL4-associated factor 7-like
Exons: 7
Coding region: 337-1365 (342 amino acids)
Molecular function (GO): protein binding
Source: RefSeq, a predicted model, not a curated record
CAACGGUGCAUUAUUUUUGUCCUCCUGUCGCCGCCAUUGCUGCCAUGCUACGAACAUCUUUGAGCAGCUGUGUGCGGUUAAUUUGAUACAUUUAAGAUAUCUUUUAUUUUUUUACCGUGAAGCUUUUACCGCUAGGAAAGCUUCCGGAUUACACGGACUCGACCAUUAACGACCUUACUACGGUAGAAAUCACAGUCAGCGGAGACAAUAAGUUAGCUGCCUAGCUAACGUCCAUUUGCAAAAUAAGCUAGCAUAGGUGGUCGUAGCGACGCUCUCAGGGUCUUGUUUUCCUGCUGGUAAUUUCUCCAACACAGGUUAUUUCUAGACGCAUUGAAGAUGUCGCUACACGGUAAACGUAAAGAAAUCUACAAAUACGAAGCGCCAUGGACAGUGUACGCCAUGAACUGGAGUGUCCGACCGGACAAACGGUUCCGCCUAGCGCUCGGUAGCUUUGUGGAGGAGUACAAUAACAAGGUCCAGAUAGUUGGUCUGGAGGAGGAGAACUCUGAGUUUGUGUGUCGAAACACUUUCGACCACCCCUACCCCACCACCAAGGUGAUGUGGAUCCCAGACAGCAAAGGGGUGUACCCGGACCUGUUGGCCACCAGCGGGGACUACCUGAGAAUCUGGAGGGUGGGCGAAACAGAGACCCGACUGGAGUGCCUGCUCAACAAUAAUAAGAACUCUGACUUUUGCGCACCACUCACCUCCUUUGACUGGAAUGAGGUGGACCCAAACCUGUUAGGUACUUCCAGUAUCGACACCACCUGUACCAUCUGGGGGUUGGAAACUGGACAGGUGCUGGGCAGGGUCAACUUAGUGUCGGGUCACGUGAAGACACAGCUCAUUGCCCAUGACAAAGAGGUGUACGACAUCUCUUUCAGCCGGGCGGGUGGUGGCCGGGAUAUGUUUGCAUCAGUGGGAGCAGACGGCUCAGUUCGCAUGUUCGACCUCCGUCACCUUGAACACAGCACCAUCAUCUACGAAGACCCCCAGCACCACCCACUGCUCCGGCUCUGCUGGAACAAGCAGGACCCCAACUACCUGGUCACCAUGGCCAUGGACAGCAUGGAGGUGGUGAUCUUAGAUGUGCGUGUGCCCUGUACUCCGGUGGCCAGACUCAACAACCACAGGGCCUGUGUCAAUGGAAUCGCCUGGGCGCCGCACUCCUCCUGUCACAUCUGUACAGCAGCGGAGGACCACCAGGCUCUAAUCUGGGACAUCCAGCAGAUGCCGCGGGCCAUUGAGGACCCUAUACUGGCCUACACAGCUGAGGGAGAGAUCAAUAAUGUCCAGUGGGCCACCACCCAGCCCGACUGGAUCGCUAUCUGCUACAACAACUGCCUGGAAAUCCUCAGAGUCUGAGCUUCAGUCAUGAAGAAAUGAGGCAACUCAAAAACAUUGUUGGUUGAAUUAACAAGCUGUUUAAGAAGGACGGAGCGAUAUUCAGUUCAUGUUCGUAUUGGGUUCAUGUUGAUACAGGUUAUGUGUGUAAAGCUUUUUUUCAACUGAGUGAGAACGAGAGUACAUCAGCUCUUGACUUUGUGAUACAAAACCAAGACGUCCUGUAUCAGAAAACUCAAAGGAGCGCCAAAACAAAAAUGGUAAGGAACUGUAAUGUACAGACAUGAACCAAGGUUCAAUAGCCUUCAAGCUUUCAGUUUGUUGUCUCACGGACAAAAAGUUCAGUCAGUUUCAUGUUUUUAUACGCUAUUAUGGCGCAUUGUAUGUGUAGGUUUACCCAUUACCACAUCCUCAACCAUUCAUUUUUAUGAUGCAGCAGAAAUGUAGUUUAGCCACAUUUAAGAGUGGAUUUAAUGUGGUUUUAAAUGUUCAUAUAUUCAAUUGUUUUUUAACCUAAAUAUGUGUUCUAUUCAACUGAAUAUCCUUUGUGAUCUGUUGUGAUACAUUCAUUAUAUGUGCAACAAUUAACAGGUAUUAAAGCUAGGGUUGGUAGUCUAGCAGGAUUAUUCUAGAUUACAAUCAUCCAAACAUCCAAAAGUUGCCAAAUCUAGCAGGAAAGUCAGCAACACUGACAGCCCGUAGCCACUCCGCCAAAAUGAUCAUUAUGUAUGUAAACAUGUAAUGAAUGUAAACAACGAACAUGGCUAUUGUUAGUAACUCUCAGCUGUCAAGCUAGCAGUUUAUGGAAGACUCGUCCAACCAUUACAUCGGGGCCGAUUGAACAUUAUUAAGAAGUGAUCAGAGCAUUUGGUUCAUUGAUUGUUUUCAGGAUUUAAUGAAGAUUUCAACAAUCUCAAAUGUUUUUGAAAAGAUUACCAACCCCACCUUUUAACCGUUGACCAGAAUACAGAUUUCUGUUUGUAAUUUGCGCACCAGUUAUUUUAUUCGUAUCACCAUUUAUUUUUGUGACAUAAAUAAACAGUCCCUCACAGUUUAAACCAUUCUACAGUUUUAUAUUAAGACAAUUAAUUUACAGUGAGGUGACUCAACAAAUUGCUAAAAAUCUAUAGUACAAAUUUACAGUUAGAAAGGAUAGGUUGAAUAAGUGUUUUCUUUCAUUUACUGUUUAAUACUGAGAGAACACUGCCUGACGUACAUCAUACACAAUCCUACAAUAUAGAGAAACGUACUUAUUAUUAUUAUUUUUUUUCAAACUGUCAUUGUUUAACGAAUGCUGUGAGUCCUGUUGUGAUAUUAAGUUCUGUUGUGAUAUUGGGAUGAGUAGACGGGGUGAACAGGAGUUAUUUCUUACUUGCUGUAGGUGUUUCAGUACGGGGUCAUGAUGUGUGAUUAUUUGCUAAACAUAAAGUCAGAAAACCA